This is a messenger RNA of Periconia digitata, 1228 nucleotides long. The record is from the annotation of a GenBank genome assembly. Lineage: Eukaryota; Fungi; Ascomycota; Dothideomycetes; Pleosporales; Periconiaceae.
UAACCGACGCGGCCUUGGCAGAGGCUACGUCACAAGAUUGUUAACUUCACGCUUCAGUUCGCACAGCAAUCUGAUGCCGGUGUCAUCUUCAACGACAGCGACAAAGACAACGGGCUUGCGGGCUGGGCCGUCGGCAUCAGCAUCUAAUAGCUCGUUUCUAGCCCCGGAAGAUGCUUAUUACCAUGGGACACCUGGCGACAGCGCGUGGAAGCGCAAAGACAGAGGGCGUAGCGCCAGCCAUCGACGCAAGGCCACUUACAAGAAAUUGUUAUGGUUCAAGCAGCCUUUCCCCGACAAUUACACGGAUGAGCAGACAUUCCUGGACCACCUUCAGCGCAACCCUCGCACCCAGCCCUAUGAAUUCUGGUACCUCAUGGCAGCUUCCACUGUUAUAGUACAGCAUGUCGCUUCGGUCGUCAUCUUCUGCUGUGCAUUCACCGGCAUCUUCCAGGAACGGGUAUCGCCAAUCUCUGUCGUAAGCUGGGCAAGCUUUUGCUCUUUUCUUGCCUGGCUCGUAUGGGAUUACUGGAUGGGUCACGAGGAAGCGUCAAGAAUCAAGGAGACCGGAGAUGAAAGUCAUGAGUUGAAUACAGACGCGCCAGCUCAUCAGCCGCCGUUUGUAGACCCUGAUUCGUCUCUGUCGCCGAGGAAUCAACAGCGUCUUGCCACUGUCAAAUCGGCUAUGCUUAUCUACGCUGCCGUGCUUGGACUCAGCCCUAUACUCAAGUCACUCACGCGAUCUACCACUAGUGACUCGAUCUGGGCCAUCACGGCGGGUCUUCUCGCUCUGAAUAUUGCCUGCUUCGACUAUUCGACUAGCAACAGGUCAUCCCUGCCCGCAUCCUUUUCAACAAACUCGGCUGUCAUGGCAUCCACCGUGCUAGCAUCUCGACUCCCAUCCACUACUCACGUCUUCUCCCUUACACUCUUCUCCAUCGAAGUAUUUGGGUUAUUUCCCAUCUUCCGUCGCAAACUCCGCAUCCAAUCCUGGAAUGGCCAUCUUGCCCUAACCAUCUUCCUCGUUACCAUAGCAAGCGGUGCGUUAUUCACAGUGCUGACUGGGGGAGGGCGAGGAGCAUGGAUUGCCGGGAUGUUUCUGGGCAGCAUGAUGACGUUUUUUGGCAUGGGAGUGUGUACCUGGUGGUUGAUCGGGUUGCAAAAGUACAAAAACGAGAUCCACGGGCCCUGGGAUCCAGCAAGACCGGUCAUCCGAAGGCGGUGGGAUUGA